Messenger RNA from Mucor velutinosus, 3426 nucleotides. RefSeq names its product FAD_binding_3 domain-containing protein. The transcript is spliced from 5 exons. The coding region runs from base 1 to 3426 and encodes 1141 amino acids. The record is from RefSeq and is a predicted model, not a curated record. Lineage: Eukaryota; Fungi; Mucoromycota; Mucoromycetes; Mucorales; Mucoraceae. Gene Ontology annotation, biological process: intracellular calcium ion homeostasis; calcium ion transmembrane transport. Gene Ontology annotation, molecular function: ATP hydrolysis activity; P-type calcium transporter activity; ATP binding. Gene Ontology annotation, cellular component: plasma membrane; intracellular membrane-bounded organelle.
AUGAGAGGCUCAGACGAUCAAGAUUCAUAUCCAUCGUCACUGGAGCUACCAGAACUCGCUACACCAGAGACAGGCAGCACCCUCAAGCCCAGUUCGUCAACGGAUAUGGAGAUAUUACAACACAUUGAUCCAGCAAACCCUUUUGCCUUCUCGCAGGAGCAAAUGACAAGCAUAGUAGACCACAAGCACUUUCAGUUUCUGCAACAUGUAGGCGGCAUUGAUGGCCUUGCCAAAGGGCUACACUCUAGCAUCAAGUCAGGGCUUGACUGGAACGAAACUAAUCUCGCUUACAUUCGCAUAUUUGAUUUACAAAAUGAAAAGAAGCAGCAAAAAGAGGAAGAGCAGGAGGCCUUCUAUGAUGCCCAGUUUCCGCUGUCCUUGCACGAUUCAGAAACAUUCAUACAACGAAGACAAGUAUUUGGCUCCAAUGUACUGCCGAUAGUGGAAGAAGUGACAUUAUUGCAACUGAUGUGGGAGUCGUUUCAAGACAAAACACUGAUAUUGUUGACCAUUUCAGCCAUGGUUUCACUGACAGUAGGCAUUUACGAGGACAUUCACACCAUCGAGUACGACACAUUUGGCAACAAGAUACCUGGUGUAAAAUGGGUGGAAGGCGUAGCUAUUAUUGUCGCUGUUGUGCUGGUCGUUGUCGUAGGCAGUGUCAAUGACUAUCAAAAGGAAAAGCAAUUCCGUAGCUUGAAUGCCAAAAAGGAGGAUCGACACGUAUCAGCUAUUCGAUCAGGCAAACAUGUGCUGCUAUCUGUCAACGAUGUUCAAGUAGGUGAUAUUCUCAAGCUGGAGCCAGGAGACAUUGUGUGCGCAGAUGGUGUGUUUAUCGAAGGACACAACUUGAAGUGCGAUGAAUCAGCAGCGACAGGCGAAUCGAAUGCAGUGCGAAAGCUCCCUUGGAAAGAGUGCCACCACUACCAACAAGCACAUCGAGACUCGUUUCAUUCACUGGUCUGUAUAUCCGAAGAGGAUUUUGUUGCGCAUAAGGAGCAGAGAAACAACGAUGAGUUUGGAGAGAGACAGCCUGACCCUUUCCUGAUUUCAGGGUCCAAGAUCAUUGAGGGCAUCUGCAGCUACCUUGUUACAGCCAUUGGGCCCAAUUCGUUUCAUGGACGUACACUGAUGGCUCUUCGCACCAAAGAUGAGAACACACCGCUGCAAGACAAGCUGGAUGUGCUGGCAACCAGUAUUGCCAAGUGUGGUUUAGGCGCUGCUGUGUUUCUAUUGUCCGUAUUGCUCAUCCGCAGCAUCGUGGGUUACGCAACCGGCAGCCUGUCCUCCGUGCCUUCAGAUGUCGCGUCUCAUAUCAUGCAAAUCUUGAUUACUACAGUUACAGUCAUUGUCGUUGCCGUGCCUGAGGGAUUGCCACUGGCUGUUACGCUGGCUUUGGCCUACGCUACACAGAGAAUGUUAAAAGACAACAACCUUGUACGAGUUUUGGCAGCGUGUGAGACAAUGGGUAACGCGACCACCAUCUGUUCAGACAAGACAGGCACCUUGACACAAAACAGAAUGGCUGUGGUCGCGGGCACAUUUGGCUCCUCCUUUCGAUUCCUCAGAGAUCCACCGGCAUCCAGGACGGAUCUCAUCGAUACCGCACAUGUCAAGUCCAAGAUACCCCAUGCUGUGCGCAACUUUAUCAACCAAGCCAUGGCUGUCAACUCGACAGCCUUUCAAAACACCAAUGCUGUGGGCGACACAUCGCUGGUAGGCAACAAGACGGAAACUGCCAUGCUCAACUUUGCUCAGGAGCAUAUGGGAUCAGAGCCAUUUGAGCUAUUACGCACCUUUUGGCAGGUGGAAGCCGUGUUUCCAUUUAGUUCCUCACGUAAAGCCAUGGCUACGGUGAUUCGUAUCCCAACAGAGGGUGCUCCCAUCUACCGUGUACAUCUCAAGGGCGCUUCUGAGCUGCUAUUGAGCAAGUGCGCUCGCAUUGUCUCCAUGCAUGAUCCAUCCUAUCGCUAUCAAGACACACACCAGUACGACAUUGCAACACGCACAAUGACGACCGAGAACAGGAGCAGAAUGUCCAAGAUCAUACAAAGCUAUGCUACUCGCUGUCUGCGAACGCUGGCCAUCUGCUAUCAAGACUUUGAGAGUUGGCCCACACAUACCAAGAUUGAACAGGUGAUUGCAAGUGGUGGAUUAACACUGCUCGGUAUCGUCGGCAUUGAGGAUCCAUUGCGUUCUGGUGUUACUGAAGCAGUGUCAGCGUGCCAACGAGCUGGUGUUUUUGUGAGGAUGAUUACGGGUGACAACAUGCUGACUGCAAAGUCCAUUGCUCGUCAAUGCGGCAUCUACUCGUAUGGCUCGAUUGCUAUGGAUGGGCCCACGUUUCGACAGUUGAGUACAACAGAGCGCAUGCAAGUACUUCCAAGGCUGUCUGUGCUGGCGAGAUCAAGUCCGGAAGAUAAGCGAUUGCUGGUCAACGCAUUACGCGAAACAGGAGAGAUUGUGGCAGUAACUGGGGAUGGCACCAAUGAUGGACCUGCUCUCAAAGCAGCUGAUGUGGGCUUUAGUAUGGGUAUCGCAGGCACAGAAGUAGCCAAGGAGGCCUCCAGCAUCAUUCUGAUGGACGACAACUUUUCAAGCAUUGUACGAGCCAUCUCAUGGGGUCGAUGUGUCAAUGACUCAGUCAAGAAGUUUCUGCAAUUCCAGUUGACCAUCAACAUCACCGCAGUCAUGCUCACCAUCUUUUCAGCCAUUGUCAGCAGCAAACAGAAAUCAGUGCUUUCUGCGGUGCAACUCUUGUGGGUGAAUUUGAUCAUGGAUACGUUUGCUGCUUUGGCUCUUGCCACUGAUCCGCCUUCCCCUGAUUUGCUGAAUAGACUACCAGAGGCAAGAACAGACCCACUGAUUGACACUUGCAUGUGGAAAAUGAUCAUAGGACAGUCCAUCUAUCAACUCGGCGUCAUUUUAGUAUUGUUGUAUACGGACAUUCUCCAUUUAAGCCAUGAUUUAGCAACAUUGCAAACUGUCAUUUUCACCACAUUUGUGUUUUGCCAGAUAUUCAAUGAAGUCAACUGUAGACGCAUAGACAAUCAGCUAAACGUUUUUAAAGGGAUCUAUCAAAACAAGUUCUUUAUGCUGAUCUUUUCCAUCAGUGUUAUUGGCCAGAUUGUCAUUGUUUGUUAUGGUGGAACAGCGUUUCAAACAGUGCGAUUGUCCAAGAGCCAUUGGCUGCUUUGCGUCCUUAUUGGAUUAGCAUCUAUUCCUAUCGGGGUCAUGAUUCGGCUGGUACCAGAUACAUUGCUUCAAGUUUCACACAGACAAAAGACCCGAAUUGAGGUGAAUCAGCACAACGAAUGCAAUGCUUAUGAGCUAGCAACAUGCAAGGAGCAGCAACCAAAUCGGCCAUCAGCUACCACAAAUGAUUCGUAUCAAGGAGGACUUAUUGAUUGCUCUCGCAUGGUAUAA